CCAGAAGAAGCAUUUUAUAAGGCCAAACAAUCAAGCACCGCCAGAGUCUGCUUGCAUCCAGAUUAUCAUCAAUCCUAUCACACGUACCUUUUCCAAAGUUGUUUCAAAAUCUCAACUAAUUGAAAGCUUGACGACAUAAAAUUGCCCACUAUGGCCUCUACUGAACAGCUUAAUGCUCAAAGACUCUUUUCUGUCAAGGACUAUGUUUGCCUUGUCACUGGUGGCGGAACUGGAAUUGGGUUAAUGGCCACGCAGGCGUUGGCAGCCAAUGGUGCGAAGGUCUACAUUACCGGUCGAAGAUGGGAGGUGCUUGAAAAUGCCGCCAAAACGCAUACCCCUGGAAUGGGUGGCCAAAUUAUUCCUGUCGGGCCCUGUGAUGUGACCAAAAAGGACGACCUUGAGAAAUUGGUUUCUGAGAUUUCUUCCAAAGAGAAAUACCUUAAUCUUCUAGUCUGCAAUGCUGGCAUUGCAGGACCAAAGGCAGUGCCUGAAGGCUCCGAGGCUAAGGAACUGAAAGAGAAGCUCUGGAAUAAUGAAGACUUCGAGUCAUGGAACAGCACUUUCAACACUAACGUGUCAUCGGUUUACUUCACUACCGUUGCUUUCCUUCCUCUUCUGCAAGCUGGCGUCGAAACUCAUGGCCAUCGCUCAGCUUCCGUCAUUGUAAUCUCCAGCAUGUCUGGCCUGAUGAGAAAUGCCCAAGGCCACUUCGCUUACAACGCCGCCAAAGGAGCUACAGUACACCUUUCGAAAUUGAUGUCGGCAGAGUUUGAGAGAACAGACAUCAGAGUCAAUAGUAUUGCUCCGGGUUACUUCCCAAGCGAGAUGACUGCAAAGGCAAGUGAUGAAAGGAACAAGAGUGCCUUGCCGGAAGAGAAAGUGCAAGAGAAGGGUCAUGUCCCUGCACAAAGAGCUGGACAUGACGAAGAAAUGGGUCAGGCAGUGCUUUUCUUGACGAAAAACCGUUACGUCAACGGAGAGAUCAUCGCGGUUGAUGGUGGUGUGUUGAACGUUGUCGCUGGACGCUAAGAAACGAAUUACGCCUAAUCAAAUAUUAUUUAUCGAUGAAAGUCUUGCUUCUUGUGCUGGCACUUUGCAAGCUUUCCUUACCUCGCUAUGGCAAAAUUUUGUAUUGUUAAAAGCAAUAUUAUUUGAUGAUG
This is a messenger RNA of Xylona heveae TC161, 1160 nucleotides long. Its product is annotated as NAD(P)-binding protein. The coding region runs from base 151 to 1029 and encodes 292 amino acids. The transcript has 8 exons. Lineage: Eukaryota; Fungi; Ascomycota; Xylonomycetes; Xylonales; Xylonaceae. The record is from RefSeq and is a predicted model, not a curated record.